GCUAACCUUAUCAAUUAUGGCACGGAGAAGAUUAAAGAUGGUUGGGGAUGGCGCAUCUCCCUAGCAAUGGCUGCUGCACCAGCAACAAUUUUAACAGUGGGGGCACUUUUCCUUCCAGAAACACCCAAUAGUCUCAUUCAGCACGGAAAUGAUCAUGAAAAGGCCAUGAAGAUGCUGCAACGGAUUCGAGGCACGACUGAUGUCAAAGCAGAACUUGUUGAUCUUAUCAAAGGAUUAACUUGUUAUCUGGUGGCAACCUAAUGCCGUCUGCCGCCUCGCCUCAGUGGCAAGAGAAAGCUAGUGAUUUCCUUCAAUCCUCAAGUGUGAAGCUUAAAGAAGCCGGCCAUACUGCAGGGACUUUUGUAGAGGAGGUUGCCAAGGAUGCUAAAGGUAAUGUUGCUGAUGCGGUGGGAAAAGUUGGAUCAAUGGUUAAAAGUCGGUGGUCGCUUCUUCAGCAGCCAUCAACGAGACAUGCCAUGCAAGAGCGUCUUAUCACUGCAGCUGCAACCACCAGCAUGUUCUUGAGGAAGGGAUUCUCAGAAACAAAAGAUAAGGUUACGGUUGGAAAGACUAAGGCUGAAGAGGUGGCAAAGAAGACUGCACAAAAGAGCAAGACUUUACUUACUGACCUUGAACGUUGGCAGAAGGGUGUUGCAAGUACUGAUGUGUUUGGAGUUCCAAUUGAAGUAACUGUUCAUCGGCAACAUUCUACAAGGCCCAUUCCUUAUAUCUUGGUCAAAUGUGCCGAUUAUCUUGUAUUAUCAGGGAUGAGCUCACAAGAGCUGUUCAAGUCUGAAGGAGACAGAAAGGUUAUUCAGCACUUAGUUUCAUUAUACAAUCAAGAUCUGAAUGCUUCACUGCCAGAAGGUGUGAAUGCUCUUGAUGUUGCAUCUCUCAUGAAGUGUUACCUUGCAAGCCUGCCUGAGCCUUUGACCACCUUUGAGCUGUAUAACGAAAUCAGAAGUGCUCGCUCCAGCAUCCAUACCAUGAGAAAUAUACUGAAGAGGCUUCCAACGGUUAAUUACAUGACACUCGAAUUGAUUACUGCAGUACUUCUCCGUGUUAGCCAGAAGUCUCUACUUAACAAGAUGGAUGCUCGAAGCAUUGCCAUGGAAAUGGCCCCUAUCCUUAUGUGGCAGCAAGGGCAGAGACCAGAGCAUUAUAAACAGUUCUGGAAUCACUCAUUGAAAUCUCACUCUAAAACUGACAGGAUUCCUGCCCAAGAUUAUGAUAGUACAUGGGACAUGCUGGCAGAAGAAGGCGAAGAUGCAGAUGCAUCAUCUCCCAUUCCCUUGGAUGACGGGUUGCCAGUAGAUUAUGGAGCUAUCGAGGUUAUCCAAUGCUUAAUUGAGCAACACAAUGCAAUUUUCACAGAUGCAAAUGAAACUGUCUGGUGACUGGGAAGAUUGUCGGUUGUGAAUGCAUUUGUUCAAUUAGAUUUUAACCUGCUAGGUUCAAUUUUCUUGAAGAUUGUAUAGCAUGUUGCUUUUAUGAUUAUAUUUAUGGAAAUUUUGC
Coffea arabica (coffee) is the source of this 1515-nucleotide messenger RNA. RefSeq lists its product as uncharacterized. Gene Ontology annotation, biological process: signal transduction. Lineage: Eukaryota; Viridiplantae; Streptophyta; Magnoliopsida; Gentianales; Rubiaceae. The record is from RefSeq and is a predicted model, not a curated record.